Molecule: messenger RNA, 1508 nt
Organism: Sitodiplosis mosellana (orange wheat blossom midge)
Lineage: Eukaryota; Metazoa; Arthropoda; Insecta; Diptera; Cecidomyiidae
Product: p21-activated protein kinase-interacting protein 1-like
Exons: 6
Coding region: 68-1441 (457 amino acids)
Molecular function (GO): protein binding
Source: RefSeq, a predicted model, not a curated record
UAAACUCAGAGCACCAAUUCAUAAAUAACAACAUUGUCAAUGUGAUUUUUAGUUGAAUAGUAACGGAAUGGCCACGAAUUUAGAAGUUAUUGUCGGUACAUAUGAGCAAUUUUUGCUCGGUUAUAAAGUUGAACAGGAUGGCGAUGAUAAAUAUUCGAUGCAUCAGUCCUUCGCUGUGCAUGCACACAUUGCCUCAAUCCGAACGGUUCACGCGAAAGGGAAAUAUUUAGCAUCAGGCGGUGCUGAUGAUCGAGUCUAUGUGUAUGAUAUGAAGAAACGGCAGGAGAUUCAGUUACUCACAACACACAAUGCCAUGAUCAACCACAUUCGUUUUACACCAGAUGCAACCCAUUUGUUCACAGCAAGUUCUGAUGGUUCGCUGGCAGCAACACGAACCGGCUCAUGGAUUUCGGAGGGAAAAUGGAAGGCACCGCACAAUGGCAAAGCGAUUACCCAAAUUUCGAUUCAUCCCAGCGGAAAGCUAGCGUUGACCUUAGGCGCUGAUUUAACACUGAAAACGUGGAAUUUAGUUAAAGGGAGACAAAUUUUCACAACGAAUCUAAAGAGCAAAUCAAAAUUGGGAUACAAUAUUGAGUUCGUUGAAUUUGGCCCAUCCGGUGAUAACUUCGUAUUAUCUGGCGCACAAGCGGUCGAAGUGUGGAGUAUCGAAAAAGCGGGUGUUAUCAAAACAAUUCCAUGUGAAUCGAAACCAACAUCAUUGUGUUGGCUGGACGAAAACAACCUUUUGAUAGGAUUGAACGAUGGCAAAUUAGUUUGGGAUCAUUUGGAGAAAGAUGAGCCCGUUACAUUUCAAAUGUAUGAAAAUCGUGUGAAAGGACUUCAUUACCAAAAUGAUCAUCUUGCCUCCAUUUCAAGCAACGGUGACAUCACCGUGUGGACAGUGAAUAUUGACGAGCAAAAGAUUACCGAACUCUGUACAACGAACAUUGGAUGCCGACCAAUUUGUUUGACCAUAAUAAAUCUGGAAGAUUUCGCUGAUGAGUAUGUUUUAAAGAGAGAAAGUUCAGACGAUGAGACGGUUGAAGGAACCAUUGCUCGCAAAAAUAAUGUUAAUUCAUCAAAAAAAGUGGGCAAAGUUGUAAUAGAAAAAGAGGAUGAUGAUGAUGAUGAUGGCAGGAAUAAGUACGAAACGCCAGCAAAGCGACAGAAGUCGAAAGAUAAAACACCGAAAAAUACACCACAGAAUACACCGAAAAAUAAGCCCAAGACACCAAAAGGUAAAACUCCAAAUGGAAAAACUCCCAAUGCUAAACCAGCCAAGCCUAGCCAAGUCGUCGAAGAGUCGACUCCAGUGGCGAUGAAAAAUAAGCGAAAAAGUCUGUCAAGUGAGCAGCCGAUGUCAGCAAAGAAAUCCAAAUUGAAGCGUGCAUCAAUUUCGAAUGUGAAAAACAGAAGCGGUUUUAUCGAAGAGGACAUGUAAUCUAACGCAGAAAUACUGUUGAUAACUUUGAAGAAAUAAUAAAAACCAUCAAAACAUUUUACAAAAA